UUUUUUCACGGAGUUGUACUCAUGAAUUUUGCGGCAACCUGGAAACUCAGAUAGAGCAUGGGAUUGUCCAGGUGUGUGGCGACCUGGGUCUUAGUCACAGUACUUCUCCUGUUCCUUAACAAGGGAGGCGAUGCGACAGUCGAAGAUGAGAUUGUGGCAGCCCAAAGGAAGUGUCUGGCGCAAAUGUCAAUCAGCACCCCUCCCGAACCAAAUGGCACGUACUGUCCUCAGGAGUGGGACGGGGCUUUCUGCUGGCCUUACGGCACACCGGGCGAGAGGGUCGGCGCAGAAUGUCCUCCUUUCUUCCGAAGUCCAGGACAUGCGUAUAGACAUUGUGGACUUUCUGGCAACUGGACGAUUAACAGAUUAACCAACAAACCGUACCUAAACCACACGGAAUGCACAAAAAUACCGCAUGACGAACCUGCUAUCCCGAAACACGUUAUAGACAACGUGACGAAAAUCUACACCAUUGGAUACUCCAUCUCACUGGUGUCACUCUUCAUAGCGUUCAUCAUACUGGCUCGCUUUAAAAGGCUACACUGCACGAGGAACUACGUCCACAUGCACCUCUUCGUGUCCUACAUGUUACGGGCCUUCUUCAUUCUCCUCCGGGACGCUGUUCUCUAUUCUUACGACACCAACAACUCAACACCUGUUCCAAGGAAUACGGUCGGCUGUAAACUACUGUAUACCUGCUUCAUGUACUUCAUGGCCACCAACUACUUCUGGAUCCUGGUGGAGGGACUAUACCUCCACAACCUCAUCUUCGUCUCCGUGUUUUCUGAGAGGAAGUUCUUCUACGGAUUCAUCGCUAUUGGCUGGGUGUUUCCUCUGACGUUUGUCGUCCCCUGGGUGGUGGUACGAGCUACAAUGGAGGACACUGGAUGUUGGGACACCGAUACGGUCUACAAAUGGAUCUACAAGGCACCUAUUGUGGUCUCAAUUGUGGUCAACUUCCUUUUAUUCCUGAAUAUCCUGAGGGUACUUGUAAAGAAGCUACGUAUGCCGGCUGAUGCGGCCGCUCAAAACAGCAAAAAUUGCUGGAACUGUUGCUUUCGGCGGCCAGCACAACAGAACGGUGGAUCUAGCCACCGCAAUGGAGGACGGAGGAAUAGUGUUCAGCUUCAGAUGCCGAUGAAACUGGCCAAGUCUACGAUGGUUCUCAUCCCACUGUUCGGAGUCCACUACAUUGUGUUUGUGGGCAUGCCUGAUGACACCAAGGGGCUGGCACAAGAGAUCAGACUCUACUUCGAACUCUUCUUCAACUCAUUCCAGGGUUUCUUCGUCUCCAUUCUCUAUUGCUUCUUAAACGGAGAGGUCCGUGCUGAGUUUAAGCGCAGAUGGGAGCGCUGGAAGCUCGCCAGGAACAUUAACUCCAGAGGGGGGAAUGUUAGCCGAGCUCCUCUCAGCUUCACAGCCGUCACGUCAAUGGGAUACAGCCACAGUCCCAGUGUCAACUCCAUGCGUAACGGGACUCCCCCGAGUGCUGGCAGUUCGCCCCCUAACGGAUCUCCCUGGAACGGCAGACCGCACCACCCCGAGGAAGAUCUAGUUCCAGACAUCGCCCUGAAAAAACUUGCGACCUUCAGCGACGAAAAUUCUUCUCCGAUUGACGAACAGGACAAGUGUUCGGAGAGCUCCGCGCUGGUUAGGAAAACUAGUACCGCCUCAGAAAUGGAGUCAAAUGUGUAACCUUUUGCCAACUACCCUGUGGCGUGCUUCUUGUCAUAUAAACCAUAUGUACUUGCUAUGUGUGCCAAGUAACAAACAUUUCAAGCUCAGGACUCCUUUUAACUUCGCCAAGAAGGUUGUAUUUUCAGUUCUGCCUUGGAGGAGCUGUGUGGUUUGUGUAUGUAGAUGAGUAGCGAUCAUAAAACGAAGCGAAAAUAAGGACAAGUUCCAAAUGUUUCAACUGGCGUUUUCCCACGGUACUGCAGCGGGUUGUGUAUGAAUAGGUGUUAACGUUUUCUCUCUGUUUCACUGCCGUUUUGUUAAGCAUAUUUUGCUGCUUAUUUGGGUAAGUAUCAAUAUCUAUACCAUGUACAUAGUAGACAACAUACGUGAACAUUCCCUCUUCGUAAGCUGUAUUUUGAUGGUUCCAUUUUGGGCUUGAUAAGGCCCCCAUUCCAAUAGAUUGCGAUCACACUGCAACCUCGGUGCGACCUAAAUUGUGUAUUGACCUCAUGAUUGGAAUAUCAUGUUAAACGUAUGAUUUAAAAGGCAAAACAUAGACAACGUAAAAAGACUUUUUAUCUAUGAAAUUCGUUGAGCGAUUGUCAAAUCGCAGUCGCCGCUCUAAUGAAAUUUGGCUGUCCAUAUACUAGUAAGCUGUAUAACCUCUUUAUUUACACAUAUGUGUAUAAUAAAAAUGUUAUACAAUGUCAUGUAGUUUCUUUGUUGAGACAUAUGCCAUUGUGUUCAGAACGUAAUACAAUGUUUGUCCCCUUGGUAUCAAAGUUUAGUGUUAAGGUGGGGUCACACAUGCGUAUAUAUUCAAGUCCGUUUGAGGUGCGUAUGACGCCCUUAGUCUCUACCAGGCUCCACUGGUCACGGG
Molecule: messenger RNA, 2557 nt
Organism: Branchiostoma floridae (Florida lancelet)
Lineage: Eukaryota; Metazoa; Chordata; Leptocardii; Amphioxiformes; Branchiostomatidae
Product: parathyroid hormone/parathyroid hormone-related peptide receptor-like
Exons: 16
Coding region: 58-1695 (545 amino acids)
Biological process (GO): adenylate cyclase-modulating G protein-coupled receptor signaling pathway; cell surface receptor signaling pathway
Cellular component (GO): plasma membrane
Molecular function (GO): peptide hormone binding; G protein-coupled peptide receptor activity
Source: RefSeq, a predicted model, not a curated record